UGCCGGUAUGUUACACUUGGAGACUGAAACACACAUAGACACACAUAUACACAUAAAACAGGACACACAUACACGUAGAGAAAGACAAGGAAGGGACAGGAGCUCUUUUUUUAUUUCAGCUGGACCACUGAGGUAAUUGAGAGGACAACCUGAAGCAGCAAAAACCGCAACUGUUUUACCCACUCAGCUCCCAGUUCUCAUAAGAGAUAAUCACAUCUGUUACUGAGAAGUGAUGGCCAUACCCAGGAUGUUUAACUCCAACACGCCCUUCGUCAUGGUGGCAGGGGGGUCUGGAUUGUCGUUUCUGGGCAAGCAAGAUGGCCAAGAGUGUGAGGAGGAGAAGGAGUCGCUGGUGCAAGCCGUCGGCCCUCAUCUGAGCCGGGUUAUGGAGCACGGCACCGCCAAACCUAUGGUCGAAGAGGGGCGAGAUGAGUCUGAAGAGAGACCUUAUGUCUCCAUCAUCACCCAAGCUGAGGGAGAAGAGUCCCAGGAGUUCAGCCCAACUGGCAUACAAUACUGCCACUCAAGAUCUCAGAUGCUGAAAAGGAACAGCAAGAAAACAGCACCCGACAGCGGGGGGGCCCCAAAACUCCCACACCACCACCUGCGAAGGAAACAACGGAGGAAAACCCUGGCAGCAAGGCAGAGGCAGGAUGAAGAUGAGGAGCCUCCCAUUAUCCAAGGAUUAUGGGUGCAGGAGAUCGACUGGCUGAGAUCAGUGGAUAAAGACAUCAUACCUCCUCCAUCCCAGUUUAAUGACUGGAUCAUGGAUGCUUGCUGUCACGGAGACUGCAGUUUGGCGUCGGUUUCAGAAACCUGUAUAAAUGACGUGGCAUCAGCGUCCUGCUGCACCAGUGAAGAUGCUAAUGGCUGUGUCAGCAGACUAGAGGAAGUGUCACUGUCAGAGGACCAGUGUGGACUAAAAGACACAGCAGCCUCCUCUAGUGUUGAGAGUAGGGGACUGUCAGACUCUGACUGGGGCCCGGAGGACCCGGGUGGCUCUGAAUCAAUUUGCACUCAUGAGAGCGAGUCGGACUCAUCUUGUUGUGAGCAGAGUAGUUCUGAACUUGUUUUCCGCUUGAAGGGCGCAUCAAACUGUUUCUCGAGCACAGUAACCGCACAGGACAGUUCCUAUGUUGGGCCUGGUGUGUCCGACACAGGCUUUGACCUGAUGGGUGUGUCUGGCUUUAGUUUCUCCCACUAUCAUGCACACUGGGACUCUGAUUCUUCCUCCAGUUGGAAGGAUGCACCUGAAUCCACCAGCAGAGGAACAGGGGAUUGUGCACAAAGCCUUGUGGGAAUUUCAGACUCCACCUUCACUCCGGCUGUUACAUCCACAUCUCUGUGCACAGAUAGUUUCGCCAGUGCGUCCGAUACUGACAUGGUGUUGGACAGACUAAGGGGCAGAGUGACACAGAUGCCGAAGCACUUUGUGUCACCUUUCUUCAGUGAUCUGGUGAAACACACACCAAAUGAGCGGCAGUGCAAUGUACAUGUCAACGAAGGAAUCAUGUUUCAUAAUAAACUCCAACCUCACGAGGGGAAAUACAGGGAAGGAAAAGAGUACUGCACCCUGCACCACAUCCAGAAUGGCUCCUAUGGUGACGUGUACUGCAUACGAGACAAAAGAACCGGAUUCGAGUGUGCAGCCAAGCGGAUUGCAUUGAGUCACUUCAGCAGAGAGGAGGUGAGCACGUGGAGCGCUCUGAACUCUCCUCGUGUUGUGGAGCUCUUUGGGGCCGUGAGGGAGGGACUCAACGUCAUACUUUUUAUGGAUUUAAAGCCAGGUUGUUUAGCCCAGCUGGUAAAAGAAAGGGGAAGCCUACCUGAGGAUUUGGCCCUACACUACCUCUGUCAGAUACUGGGAGCACUAGAGCACCUACACCAAAGAUGGGUCUUGCACCUGGAUGUCAAAGUUGACAAUGUGCUGCUGUCCGCGGAUGGCAGGGACACAUUCCUCUGUGAUUUCGGUCUCUCUGAGAUAUUGGACCACAAUGGACAGAGCACCAAGGCAUUUGAGGGGUCUGGAUUUCCCGGCACGGAGACUCACAUGGCCCCUGAGGUAGCGCGGGGGGACCCGCGAUGUGCCAAGGCGGAUGUGUGGAGCAGUUGCUGCAUGCUACUGCACAUGCUCAAUGGAUGCCACCCCUGGAUACGCUACUACUCCCACCCACUGUGUCUCAAGAUUGCCAAUGAGCCUCCACCUUUUUGGGAGGUGCCCUCCAACUGCAACCAUUUCACCGCUGAGGCAUUUAAGGCCGGCCUGCAGAAGGACCCCGGCCGACGGGCAUCUGCCAGGGAGCUCAGGAAGAAGACCACCAAGGCCCUCAGAGCAGUUGGUGGUCUCAGUCACAGCUCCACCCAGCAUGUCUGCGAACAAUUGGAUCACACCAAGAGUCAGGAUGGAGAAAUACCCCCAUCUGCACCCGCGAUGCACUGGGUCAGCCCCUGGAGAACUACAGCAGCAGAUGAAGACGGCAGUGAUGAGGAGGAGGUUGUUUCAGAAUAUGACGAAGACUCGGAGGCAGAGACCAACUCUAUAUCCAGGGAUCUGGAAUGGGAGUCCCAGCCAAAAUCCUUGCGGGAUGAUUAUGGGGAAAACGAGAGAGACUGGGAAACAUGGUCUGAUUCUGAAGUGGAUAUAUAUAUGGGAGAAGAGGAGUAUUCUCCGGAAAACAGAAUCUGGCCAAGAAAUGACAGAGACUAUGAGGGUGACUGGGAGGAGGAGGGGGAUGAUGAGGAAGGUGAGGAGGAAUGGGAUUCCACCUCUUCCACAGAUUAUUUCCAUGCUCUCAAAGUCCAUUUUGCCGUUCUGAGGAAAGGCCAGCAGGCCACUGGCUACUCAUGGGGAUCACAGCCAGAACUGGAAUACCUCAGAGAUGGUGUGACUAUAGGCAGCAUGGUCCUCAGCAACUCCCCAGAACCCCGAGAUCACCCACCUUCUUGCUUCAGCUGCUCGGACACAUCCCAGAUAGAUGCCUCAGACAAGGAUUCUGACCGUUGGUCCGAUGACCUCAGUUCAGGAGUCUUCUCUUCCUACAACAGCCAGACAGACGGCCAUCUUGAAUGGAUGGUCUCUGCAAAUCAGCCAUCCUCAUACUGCUUUGAAGGUGUUGACAUCUGGAUUGAGAACACCCAUGGAGAGUGCCUGAGGAUUCGUGAGCGGCGGCAGGUCAAAGUGGGCCAUGUUGCUAUUGGAAUUAGCAACCAGAUCUCCAAGAAAGCCUUUACUUUGGAGACUUUGGACAGGAAGACAGUGUCCUCUCGGCAAGAGAUCCAGGAGUCUGGCUUGUGGCUCCGCUGUGUCCCUGCUCCUGACGGAUGCCAGUACUGGACUUGGAGGAUCAAGGAUGGCAAGCUGGAACUACGAGAAUGAGAAAACUGUUGCAGUGUGUGAUGGUUAUAUGUAUGUAUGUAUGUGUGUGUGUGUGUGUGUGUGUG
Molecule: messenger RNA, 3441 nt
Organism: Lampris incognitus (smalleye Pacific opah)
Lineage: Eukaryota; Metazoa; Chordata; Actinopteri; Lampriformes; Lampridae
Gene: map3k14b
Product: mitogen-activated protein kinase kinase kinase 14
Exons: 15
Coding region: 233-3376 (1047 amino acids)
Biological process (GO): positive regulation of canonical NF-kappaB signal transduction; protein phosphorylation
Molecular function (GO): ATP binding; protein kinase activity
Source: RefSeq, a predicted model, not a curated record